AUGUCCACUGUGCUACAAGCACAACAUGAAGAUUACAUAACUGCUCGUCAGAUUAUGGAUAAUCUUGAGGACAUGUUCGGUGGCCAAGCCGCUGAAAAACGUCGGGAAGCCCUUAGUAACCUUAUUAACUACAGACAGAAGGCUGGGUCUUCCAUAAAGGAACAUAUGCUGAAGGUGAUGGGCUAUUUGGCUGAAGUUCAGACCAAUGGGGCCGACAUCGAUGCUGAGUCUCAAUUGACCAUGAUCUUUGAGACUUUGUCGAAGGAGUAUAUUCCGUUUAGGGCAACGUUUAAUUUAAGCGCUAGACAGAAUAUAACCCUAACAGAGUUGAUGCAAGAACUCCAAAAGUUUGAGCGGAUGAUAAAGGGGUCAACAAUUGUGGAGGCCAACUUUGCUGAGGCCUCUUCUUCCAAACCCUCUUCAGGGAAUGGAAAGAAGUAG
This is a messenger RNA of Morus notabilis, 441 nucleotides long. RefSeq lists its product as uncharacterized. The transcript has a single exon. Lineage: Eukaryota; Viridiplantae; Streptophyta; Magnoliopsida; Rosales; Moraceae. The coding region runs from base 1 to 441 and encodes 146 amino acids. The record is from RefSeq and is a predicted model, not a curated record.